Molecule: messenger RNA, 790 nt
Organism: Lindgomyces ingoldianus
Lineage: Eukaryota; Fungi; Ascomycota; Dothideomycetes; Pleosporales; Lindgomycetaceae
Exons: 5
Coding region: 299-520 (73 amino acids)
Biological process (GO): translation
Cellular component (GO): ribosome
Molecular function (GO): structural constituent of ribosome
Source: RefSeq, a predicted model, not a curated record
CGGCUACAGGGUCUUGUUCGUAUAAGACGCAGUGUAUUCGAAGGUGUCGAUUUGAGAUGCAUCUAUCCAGCCAGUGAUGUCGGCAGAGUGCAGGAUUUCUUCCGAGAUAGAAUUCCUCGUUUCCUCGAACUUCAAUAUGGGAUUGAGUUUCACCUGGAUCGCCACCGUUGAGUCGAACCUCUAGGAGGGCUACCACUUCCCCCGACAUUCUUCCACACUCCCCACUCUUCAACCCCUAACCAACAGCUUUGACUUUGCUCGGGUGGGAGAGGAGGUUCCGGGUUGAGGCUGGCGACUGAUGUCGUCGGCUGGAGUUAUCCACAUUGAGACUAGCGCACAGACUAAGCGAAACUCCGCACAUAGGCCUUUGUCUGCUCACCCUUCACCUUCUCUUCUACAACCAACGACACUCAUCUCGAAAGCGACUCAGCCAGCCGACAAGAUGAGAGCCAAAUGGAGGAAGAAGCGAGUUCGUCGUCUCAAGCGUAAGAGGAGAAAGACUAGGGCCCGCUCCAAGUAAUCCACUCGAUCCUCAAUCUCAGCUCCCACGACCAUAACUCACCAAACAAUCAACACACAACGCAUAACCAACCACAAAAAUAUUUCCAACUAACGGCUAUUGGCAACUCUACUUUCUACUGCCAAUGUCAAUCCGGUUAUCGGUCUUCCUCACGCGAUAGAUCAUAUGAACUACCACAAGGCCGGUAUGGAUGGGAAAAUUACUGGAUGAAAUUGAGUGGGGGGAAAUCAUGGGAAGCUGGUCAAUGCUUCAUUGAGGACAUUUCGGGAG